AUGCGGACCAUCUAUAAAUCUAUUAAAGAUAUCACUCAAAACACCAGAAACUGGAAAAUAAAAAUGAUUGUUGCUGAGAAGUCACCAAAACGUGCAACUCAAAAUUCUCCUACAAGAUAUCAAAAUUUGGUACUCAUAGAUGUUGAGGGAAAUCGUGUACAAGCAGUCAUUUUUGGGAAAGAUAUUGACUUACGUGAUGACACGCUCAAUGUAUACCAAUCCUACUACAUUGCUAAUGCUUUCGUCAAACCAUUAGAUACAAGACAUAGAAGGGAGGCAUAUGAGCUUCAAUGGAUAAUUAAUUCUCGAACCAUUGUUGAAAAUAUUAAAUACGACGAAUCAUCGCUUAAACCACCAGAUUAUAAUAUUGUUCCUUUAAAUCAACUUGAUAUACACAAGGAUACUGAUGCAGAAAUAGAUAUUUUGGCAAUAGCGAUUAACACAAAUGCACCAAGAGAGGUUAACAUAAGCCAUGGAAAAUCAUUAGUGCAAGACAUAUAUGUGGUCGAUUCAAGUUUAAAGGUUCUACGUUUGGCAAUGUGGAACAAAUUUGUUCAUGAUGAAUGUCCUGAAAUUUGGAAUGCUAUUGUGCAAAAGCCAAUUAUUCUUGGGACAAAAAUCAGAGUCUCUUCGUAUAAUGGUAAUUUUUCUUAA
Messenger RNA from Juglans microcarpa x Juglans regia, 654 nucleotides. RefSeq lists its product as uncharacterized. The transcript has 4 exons. The record is from RefSeq and is a predicted model, not a curated record. NCBI's taxonomy places the organism in Eukaryota, Viridiplantae, Streptophyta, Magnoliopsida, Fagales, Juglandaceae. The coding region runs from base 1 to 654 and encodes 217 amino acids.